CUUCGUUUGUUAACCUUUACUCCUUUAGGCCGCCGAAGUUUUAUGUUCUUCGUGAUUCCUCUGUUCGUUUGAAAACCCUAAUUUGUACCUUUCAAUUAAGAAGAAUACUUGAAUUGACAAGUGCUUUGGGCAUAUCAUUGUACGCUUCCAAAUCAGAAUUAACUGAGUUGCUUUAACACAGCAGCCCGUAGAGGUUGCAUCUCGAAAUGGGUGCUCCUAAGCAGAAAUGGACACAAGAAGAAGAAUCAGCUUUAAAGUCUGGCGUUAUAAAGCAUGGACCUGGUAAAUGGCGCACAAUUCUCAAAGAUCCUGAAUUUAGCGGAGUCUUGUACCUGCGUUCCAACGUAGAUCUCAAGGACAAAUGGAGAAACAUGAGUGUCAUGGCCAAUGGCUGGGGAUCGCGUGAAAAAUCUAGGUUAGCUGUUAAAAGGACGCUCUCUCUUCCUAAACAGGAAGACAACUCUCUUGCCCUAACCACUUCUUUGCAAAGUGAUGAAGAAAUGGUGGAUGCCAAGCAUUUUUCAACUACUGGCUCCUCUGCACUGCAAGUUCCUUCUACUCCUGCUCCAAGGCGACCUAAUGUAAGGUUGGAUAACCUUAUAAUGGAAGCAAUAGCUACCUUGAAGGAGCCUGGUGGCUGUAAUAAAACAACAAUUGGUGCCUACAUCGAGGAUCAAUAUCAUGCUCCACUAGACUUCAAACGGUUGUUGUCUACCAAGCUAAAGUACUUGACAGCUUGCGGUAAACUUGUGAAGGUUAAGCGCAAGUAUAGAAUCCCAAACUCCACUCCAUUGUAUUCCCACAAGAGAAAAAAUCUGGGAAUAUUUUCAGGAAGACAGAGGACGUCUGGUUUGCCUUCACCCAAAACAGACAGAGAUGAAACGACUUUUCAGACAAGGUCACAGAUUGAAGCAGAGUUAGCCAGAAUGAAGAGUAUGAAUGUACAUGAGGCGGCAGCUGUUGCAGCACAGGCAGUUGCAGAGGCAGAAGCUGCCAUGGCAGAGGCUGAGGAAGCUGCAAAAGAAGCAGAGGUAGCUGAAGCGGAAGCAGAAGCAGCCCAAGCUUUCGCUGAAGAAGCUUCAAAGACAUUGAAAGGAAGAAACAACUGCAAAGUGAUGAUCCGUGCUUGAGAUGAUGGUAAGCGUAAGAAGAAGAGAAGAAAAGAGAAAGAGUAGAGAGAGGCCUAGUGUUUGUGUUGAUGAUAUACUCCUCUAAAGAAGUCUAUUUAGUAUUAAGCAAUCAGUAUGUAUGUGUCUGUUACUUACUUUCUCCACUACUUACUUUUGUAUCCCUUUGUUUGCAUUUGUAAACUCUUCGAAUUUUCAAUCAAGUUUUAGGAAUCUCCAUGUACAUAUCAGAGAAUC
Capsella rubella is the source of this 1364-nucleotide messenger RNA. RefSeq names its product telomere repeat-binding factor 1. The transcript is spliced from 7 exons. Gene Ontology annotation, cellular component: nucleosome. Gene Ontology annotation, biological process: nucleosome assembly. Lineage: Eukaryota; Viridiplantae; Streptophyta; Magnoliopsida; Brassicales; Brassicaceae. Gene Ontology annotation, molecular function: double-stranded telomeric DNA binding. The record is from RefSeq and is a predicted model, not a curated record. Bases 207 to 1130 code for a protein of 307 amino acids.